This is a messenger RNA of Xylaria bambusicola, 2670 nucleotides long. RefSeq lists its product as uncharacterized. Bases 269 to 2206 code for a protein of 645 amino acids. The record is from RefSeq and is a predicted model, not a curated record. NCBI's taxonomy places the organism in Eukaryota, Fungi, Ascomycota, Sordariomycetes, Xylariales, Xylariaceae. The transcript has 4 exons.
ACAAGAGCAUCAUCAGAUUCCAUCAGAUUUGCGACAUGAGCGCCAGCCUCACCAUCACUACCCCUAGCUCGGUCCACCAUUACAUGUGCCCGUCCAUUUGACUCUUUACAAAUCAAUCAUACACUAUCUUGUUGUCUUAUACCGAGAACCUAACCAAAUCACACCGCCCCUUACCGCAUUAUGACCGCCGCUAGCUGGGCCUACAGAGUUUCGUGCAUCUAGUCGCAUCGCAUAUUGCAUCCCUAGCAGGCUAUCUCGUGCUGCAAUAAUGGCUCCUAAUUUUCGCCAGAACACACAGACACGCCGUGGCAAUCGUGGCGGAUAUGUUGAACAAGACGACUUUGAUGGGUUGCCUAUUCGCCAAUAUCGCCGAGAAUGGGUGACCAUCGCGCCGCCGCCGCCACCCGAUCUUACUCGCGUGAACGACAUUUGGGCUACCGAGCUGCCUUACGGUAUGCCCAAGGACGCACCAUUGCUCCCAACCCAUACACAGGAACUUCUCAUGGCUGCCCGCUCGGGACGACUCUGGAAACGACCCGCUCCCGUUGAAGAAGAAGAAGUCGAGGCCGAUCCCACUCUAACUGAAAAGAACGACAAGAAGGAAGACGAUCCCAGCACCAAGGGCUUUCAAGUCAAGGUCUGGAAACAAGUCCCUCGUAAUGCCGAGGGACCCUACGUUUCUUAUCUCGGUAAACGAAGAAAAGGUACUAUCACGCUGUCGUCCGAUCUCCCUGCGGGGGCUGCUCCUGGUCCGACUAUAACCAAGGCCACCGUCCGUCGCAUCGAUGCUGCUGGAAAUCCGUAUACGCAAGAAGUCACUUUGAACGAGGGGCAGCAUGUCGAUGGAGAAAUCAUAUCUACUACUGUCGUGGCCGCGCCAGUACCAACCGUGGCAGUGGAAGCGGCUGCAACACCUGUACGAAGGCGUCCGCCUCCUCCAAAGAGGAAGCCCAAGGGACCUGGUAGAGGCCGGAAGAAGAAGCUUCCUCUGACACCCAGCACACACCACAAUGCGGUUAAACCUGUGACUACGGGAGUCAUACCAGGUGUACCACCAGUUGAUGGAGCUCAGGUUUUGAAAACGGACGACGAGACAUCGAAGAAUAACGAUAUCGAGAUGGCUGAUGACGAUGAUGGUGAUGAUGUUGAAGAUGGCGAGGAUGAAGGUGAAGUAGAUGAUGAUGACGAAGAUGGUGAUGGAGACACAGGUUUCGUCUCGCGAGCCGAUAGUGAAACCAAGUCUGACCAGAUGGAAAUUUCACCCUCACAGGAUCUGGCUGAAAAGGCGGCUGGAUCUACGCAAGUACCCCCUACUCAGGAAGUGCCCUCCUGGACAAAUGCCACUCUCUCAGCUCCACUACCUCCUCUGUCACAUGUUGAGGGGAGCCCUCUCAAGCACGUUAUUUCUGCUCAAUCCCCGGGCAGUCACCAUCCCGAUUCACCAUCUCAAGACGAUAUGCCAAAGACUGCAGCUGCUGUGGAUGAGGUUGAGCAAGCAUGCUUUAAGUUUGAACCAGGGCUUAGCCUACCUCCGGCUAUGGAUGCCAGUACGGUCAAUGAGUCAACCGAGACUGCUGUAAUGACACCAAUUGAUGCACAAGUCAAGCCAGAUCCCGACAUAGAUAUGGAGGAUGCUGCUCCCCUGCCUAUUGAUGUGCCCCCCGAGGUUGCGCCUUCGGCUGCCGAAACUCUAGAAAAUCCUCAAGAUACAAUGGAUUCAUUGCCCAUAGAACCGACAGAUUCUAGCGAACCUAUUCCUUCCGAAAUACCGGUCAAUGAGGGACUUCAAACCGAGAUUACCAGUGUGGCGCCAUCUUUAGAAACAGAAAGCCGGGAGGCCGAGGUUGCCUCAUCCGGUGAUGUAUCCACCUCUAAUGAUGCCACGAACGAAGUUCAAGCAGCUGUUCCCAUAGCCCAAGAGAUUACAGAGCCCUCCGUGGAGCCCUCAGUCCCUGAGCCCACAGAUGUUCCUCCCAUCGAUGAACAGCCUAUAUCUGCCCCUGAUCUAGGGCAGUUCCUAGACGAACCAGCGGAACCCGAAGAGAACGCGGCAAAUAGUCCAGACUUGUUUAGUGGACUCGAGGCGGCAUUGAACCAACAUGAAUCCGGUAGUAGUGAGCCAGAGCCGGUGCCAGAAAAGUCGGAAGCGGCUGUACCAGUUGAUGCAACGCAAGCCGCUGGGUCGCCAACCCAAACUUCCAGUUGAUGGAAGUGGAUGGGGGAAAAAAAGUGAAACGAUGAACGCAAUGAUGAAUAGAGUGCAAGCUUUAAAGCUUGUAUUGAUUUGAUAAGGAUUGUCAAUUAUGCAUACACUAGAUGACGGGUGCAUCUGGUUUGCUAAGCGCGCGAGGAUGACAAUCAUCUGUCAUUGGAUAUUCUUGAUGUACAGCGCCUUUUGUAUUGUUAGGGAUGGUUAAAGAGGCAAUAAUGCUCUGACACGGUCAAAGGGGUGAAAAUCAAUUAGUUUAACCGGGAUAACCUAAUUUCUCAAUUCUAAUUGACUAUCUAGGUAGAUUCUGUACUUGAAGUAUGAUUUGCCGCCCUUGUCAAAUGCGUAGCAAGGGAUGAAUGAUCGACUUCCUGGGAAGUCGUUGCGAUGGGAGUUUCGUAGAGUAAGCAGCAGCACCCACCCACUGCUAGCCCCGCUUCUUCAACGAAUCUUGCUUCUCA